Molecule: messenger RNA, 1114 nt
Organism: Paralichthys olivaceus (Japanese flounder)
Lineage: Eukaryota; Metazoa; Chordata; Actinopteri; Pleuronectiformes; Paralichthyidae
Source: RefSeq, a predicted model, not a curated record
GUUUUCAUUGACAGGUUUCGAUAUAACGCCAACAGAGCAGCUCAGGUCCAGAGUAAACUGAAGCUGCUGGAGAGACUACCGGAGCUGAAACCCAUGGAAAAAGAAACUGAAGUCACUUUAAGGUUUCCAGAUAACUUUGAGAAGUUGUCUCCGCCCAUCCUGCAGCUGGACGAGGUGGAGUUCUUCUACACUCCCGAUCAGCGACUCUUCUCUGGACUCAACCUGUCGGCCGACCUCGAGUCUCGAAUCUGCAUCGUCGGAGAAAAUGGCGCCGGCAAAACCACCGUCCUCAAACUGCUGAUGGGCGAGUUGACGCCAGUCGGUGGAGUGAGACAAGCUCACAGGAGCCUGAAGAUCGGUUACUUCAGCCAACAUCACGUGGAUCAGCUGGACCUGAACGUCUGCUCUGUGGAGCUGCUGCUCAACAAGUUCCCCGGCCGUACGGAGGAGGAGUACCGCCACCAGCUGGGAGGAUACGGUAUCACUGGAGAGCUGGCCACGAGGCCGGUGGCCAGUCUGUCAGGAGGACAGAAGAGCCGGGUCGCCUUCGCACAGAUGACCAUGCCAUGUCCAAACUUCUACGUCUUGGACGAACCGACCAACCACCUGGACAUGGAGACGAUCGAGGCUCUGGCUAAAGCUCUCAACAAGUUCAGAGGCGGAGUCAUCCUGGUGUCACAUGACGAGCGUCUGAUCCGGUUGGUGUGUAAGGAGCUGUGGGUGUGUGAACUCGGGAAAGUUCGGCGAAUUGAUGGCGGCUUCGACGAGUACAGAGACAUCCUGCACGAGCAGUUCAGGAAGGAGGGUUACCUGUGAGGCUCGGCCCACUGCGGAAGGACCGCCAGUAACAGAAACCCUGCCCCCUCCAUAACAACACAUGUCACAGCAGCCAAUCAGCAGCCAGGGCGGGCCGGAGGAUGUUUUCUUCUCUGAACUGUCUCAUUGCCUCAGGGGAUGCGAGCUGAUUGGUCUUUCGUCACCUGGUGAGGUCACAGCGGACUUGUUGUGUUUUGUAUGGACUCAGCAGAGGUUUGAAGUUUUAUCUGUUUUAAAGGACGUGACGUUAAACCAACGUUUACAUUCAGAGACAAACAAUAAAAACAUGAGUCACUUC